ACCACACAGGGAUGACUCGGCUCUGUUUCUGCUGAGCUCUGAUCCUUCCUCCAGAAAAACAAUCCUGCAAACAGAAACUGUUUGGUUGUUCUGUAACACUGUUUUAACUUCCAUGUGUCUGAUAUAUUACUGUGGUCACCACAGUGUGUUUCAGGGAGAGUGUGGGGGCUGUGUUUGGGAUCAUCAGAUCCUGUUUGUGGCUCCAACAAGGUUUCUGUCAGUCCUGAAUUGUUGUGUCAAGUACCUGAGAGGAAGGAUAACUAAUGUGUGUCCUGUGGUGUAAAGCUUGUUGUAAUGAUGAACAUGUUGUUGUGUUUGUGUGAAGGUGGAGGCUCUGCUAUGAAUCAGUGUGAGGACGGAGAGGAGGGAGCCCCUCCCUCUAAAAGCACUCUGUGUGGGGAACAUGAAGCUCAGAGGCCAGAACAGCAGCACAGACCAGACUCUCCUGGACCUGUACCUGGACCCAGCUGUGUGUCCUUUAGGAGUGAUUGGUCUAAGGAUCUACCAAAUGAAUUCAAAGAUGGCCGUCAGUCUGAUGGUCCAAAAGUCCAACAUGAGAGACCAGACUCUCCUGGACCUGGACCCAGUUGUGUGUCCUUAAAGAGUGACCGGUCUAUGAGUCGAUUUAUUAAUUUCAAGUCAGUAGAGCUGAGUGCUGAUGAAAGAGUUCAGAGAUCAGAGGCUCCCAUUGGUCAGUCUGCCCAGCAGCAUCAAACCCAGCUGGACUCCAUAUUGAUGCUGCUCCAGGAGAACAUCAUCAGAUUUGUAAAGACCGAGAUGAAGAAGAUCCAGAGAGUUCUGAGUCCAGAUUACCCAGAAUGCUUAGAGAGUCAGAGUGAGGAUGAAGAGCAGAGGAGGAGCAGAGAGGUCUUUCUGGAGAUCACUCUGCACUUCCUGAGGAGAAUGAAGCAGGAGGAGCUGGCUGACUGUCUGCAGAGCAGAACUGUUGUUCCAGAGUGCAGACGUAAACUGAAGUCUGAUCUGAAGGAGAAGUUCCAGUGUGUGUUUGAGGGGAUCGCUAAAGCAGGAAACCCAACCCUCCUGAACCAGAUCUACACAGAGCUCUACAUCACAGAGGGAGGGACUGGAGAGGUCAAUGAUGAACAUGAGGUCAGACAGAUUGAAGCAGCAUCCAGGACACCACACAGACCAGAGACCACCAUCAGACAAGAAGACAUCUUUAAAGGCUCACCUGGAAGAGAUCGACCAAUCAGAGCAGUGCUGACAAAGGGAGUGGCUGGCAUCGGGAAAACAGUGUUAACACAGAAGUUCACUCUGGACUGGGCUGAAGACAAAGACCACCAGGACAUCCAGUUCACAUUCCCCUUCACUUUCAGAGAGCUGAAUGUGCUGAGAGAGAGAAAGUUCAGCUUGGUGGAACUUGUUCAUCACUUCUUUACUCAGACCAGAGAAGCAGGACUCUGCAGGUUUGAAGAGUUCCAGGUUCUCUUCAUCUUUGAUGGUCUGGAUGAGUGUCGACUUCCUCUGGACUUCACCAACAAUCAGGUCCUGACUGAUGUUACAGAGUCCACCUCAGUGGAUGUGCUGCUGACAAACCUCAUCAGGGGGGACCUGCUCCCCUCUGCUCGCCUCUGGAUCACCACAAGACCUGCAGCAGCCAAUCAGAUCCCUCCAUGGUGUGUUGACAUGGUGACAGAGGUCAGAGGGUUCACUGACCCUCAGAAGGAGGAGUACUUCAGGAAGAGAUCCAGAGACCAGGAGCAGGCCAGCAGAGUCAUCUCCCACAUCAAGACAUCCCGAAGCCUCCACAUCAUGUGCCACAUCCCGGUCUUCUGCUGGAUCACUGCUACAGUUCUGGAGGAUGUGCUGAAGACCAGAGAGGAGGGAGAGCUGCCCAGGACCCUGACUGCGAUGUACAUCUACUUCCUGGUGGUCCAGUCCAAACGGAAGAUCAUCAAGUACGAUGGAGGAGCUGAGACUGAUCCACUCUGGAGUCCAGAGAGCAGGAAGAUGAUCGAGUCUCUGGGAAAACUGGCUUUUGAUCAGCUGCAGAAAGGAAACCUGAUCUUCUAUGAGUCCGACCUGACAGAGUGUGGCAUCAAGAUCAAGGAAGCCUCAGUGUACUCAGGAGUGUUCACACAGAUCUUCAGAGAGGAGAGAGGACUGUACCAGGACCAGGUGUUCUGCUUCAUCCACCUGAGCGUUCAGGAGUUUCUGGCUGCUCUUCAUGUCCAUCUGACCUUCACCAAGUCUGGACUCAGCCUGAUGAAAAAAAAACAAAGAUCAUUCUGGGGGUCUAAAACAUUCAGAGGCAAACCUGAACCAAAGAGUCUCUACCAGAGUGCUGUGGACCAGGCCUUACAGAGUCCAAACGGACACCUGGACUUGUACCUGCGCUUCCUCCUGGGUCUUUCACUGCAGACCAAUCAGACUCUCCUGAGAGGUCUGCUGACACAGACAGGAAGUAGCUCACAGACCAAUCAGGAAACAGUCCAGUACAUCAAGAAGAAGAUCAGUGAGGAUCUGUCUGCAGAGAGAAGCAUCAACCUGUUCCACUGUCUGAAUGAACUGAAUGAUCGUUCUCUAGAGGAGCAGAUCCAACAGUCCCUGAGAUCAGGACGUCUCUCCACAGAGAAACUGUCUCCUGCUCAGUGGUCAGCUCUGGUCUUCAUCUUACUGUCCUCAGAGAAAGAUCUGGACGUGUUUGACCUGAAGGAAUACUCUGCUUCAGAGGAGGCUCUGCUGAGGCUGCUGCCAGUGAUCAAAGCCUCCAACAAAGCUGUGCUGAGUGGAUGUAACCUGUCAGAGAGAAGCUGUGAAGCUCUGUCCUCAGUCCUCAGCUCCCAGUCCUCCAGUCUGAGAGACCUGGACCUGAGAUACAACGACCUGCAGGAUUCAGGAGUGGAGAAACUGUCUGCUGGACUGAAGAGUCCUCACUGUAAACUGGAAACCCUCAGGCUCACUGAAUGUAACCUGUCAGAGAGAAGCUGUGCAGCUCUGUCCUCAGUCCUCAGCUCCAAGUCCUCCAGUCUGAGAGACCUGGACCUGAGAUACAACGACCUGCAGGAUUCAGGAGUGGAGAAACUGUCUGCUGGACUGAAGAGUCCUCACUGUAAACUGGAAACCCUCAGGUUCACUGGAUGUAACCUGUCAGAGAGAAGCUGUGAAGUUCUGUCCUCAGUCCUCAGCUCCCAGUCCUCCAGUCUGAGAGACCUGGACCUGAGUAACAACGACCUGCAGGAUUCAGGAGUGGAGAAACUGUCUGCUGGACUGAAGAGUCCUCACUGUAAACUGGAAACCCUCAGUCUGUCAGGAUGUCUGAUCACAAAGACAGGCUGUGCUUCUCUGGUCUCUGCUCUGAGCUCCAACCCCUCCCACCUGAGAGAGCUGGACCUGAGCUACAACCAUCCAGGAGACUCAGGAGUGAAGCUGCUGGAGGAUCCGCUCUGCAGACUGGAUACACUGAGGGUGGACCAUGGUGGAGAGCAGAGGUUAAAACCUGGAGUGAAGAAGUAUGUCUGUGAACUCACUCUGGACUCAAACACAGUACACAGAGAGCUCAGACUGUCUGAAGACAACAGAGAGGUGACACGUGUGAGAGAGGAUCAGCCAUACCCUGAUCAUCCAGACAGAUUUGACUACUGGCAGCAGCUGCUGUGUAGAGAUGGUCUGACUGGUCGCUGUUACUGGGAGGUCGAGUGGAGAGGAGGGGUUGAUAUAUCAGUGAGUUACAGAGGAAUCAAAAGGAAAGGAGACAGCUAUGACUGUGUGUUUGGAUCUAAUGAUCAGUCCUGGAGUCUGAUCUGCUCUGAUAAAGGUUACUCCGUCUGUCACAAUAAGAUAAGAACAGUCCUCCCUCUCUCCUCGUCCUCUGACUCUCACAGAGUAGCAGUGUAUGUGGACUGUCCUGCUGGCACUCUGUCCUUCUACAGAGUCUCCUCUGACUCUCUGAUCCACCUCCACACCUUCAGCACCUCCUUCACUGAACCUCUGUAUCCUGGGUUUUGGUUGUCUUCAGGUUCCUCAGUGUGUGUGUGUUCUGUGUAGCAGGGAGACUCUCCUCUCUACACAAACACUACACACACAAACAGCUGCUGAAGAACAGUGUACCCUCUGCACUAACACACACACACUUCAGCUGAUCAUGUGACUGUUUCUGUCACAUCAGCAUGAAUGUCUGUUAUCAAAGAGCAGGACUCAGUGGAAAACUGGCUCACUGAACUUUACUUAUUUACAUCUCUAUUGUGAAAAAAUCUGUCCUUGUUCAAACUUUGUUUCUUCAAUGUAGUGAUAAGAAAGUUUGUCAGAAAGUCUGAGUCAGAUUGAUGAAACUGUUCUUCACCUGCAGAGUUCAAUUUAACUUUGAAAGAAUAUAAAACCUAUAAAAAUAACUCUGUGCAUAGUUUACAUACAGCUAAGAAAAUGUGUUCUUCAAAGAAAUGUAAAGAAUCAACAAAUAAUCUCAAAUCUACUUGAAUAUUAUAAACUGCUGAAUAAAGACAGAAAACAUCAUUGA
Notolabrus celidotus (New Zealand spotty) is the source of this 4477-nucleotide messenger RNA. RefSeq names its product NLR family CARD domain-containing protein 3-like. The transcript is spliced from 12 exons. Bases 295 to 4008 code for a protein of 1237 amino acids. Gene Ontology annotation, molecular function: protein binding. Lineage: Eukaryota; Metazoa; Chordata; Actinopteri; Labriformes; Labridae. The record is from RefSeq and is a predicted model, not a curated record.